This is a messenger RNA of Musa acuminata subsp. malaccensis (wild Malaysian banana), 1153 nucleotides long. RefSeq names its product aquaporin PIP1-2. Gene Ontology annotation, biological process: transmembrane transport; response to water deprivation. Gene Ontology annotation, cellular component: vacuole; plasmodesma; plasma membrane. The record is from RefSeq and is a predicted model, not a curated record. Lineage: Eukaryota; Viridiplantae; Streptophyta; Magnoliopsida; Zingiberales; Musaceae. Gene Ontology annotation, molecular function: water channel activity.
UAGACGCAAAACACCUUUAUCUUCUCUCUCUAUCUAUAAAAAUGCUACCUUUCCCUGCUUCCUCAAGGCACGAACACUGACUGAGUUGAGAUCUUUGGAGAUCAGUGUGCCUGUGAGAGGGGGGGGAGAGAGAGAGAGAGAUGGAGGGGAAAGAGGAGGAUGUGAGGCUUGGAGCAAACAAGUUCACGGAGCGGCAGCCGAUAGGGACAGCCGCGCAGAGCCAGGACAAGGACUACAAGGAGCCACCACCGGCGCCACUGUUUGAGCCAGGCGAGCUCAGCUCCUGGUCCUUCUACAGGGCUGGGAUAGCGGAGUUCGUGGCCACCUUCCUCUUCCUCUACAUCACCAUCCUCACCGUCAUGGGGGUGGUCAAGUCCAGCACCAAGUGCUCGACGGUGGGCAUCCAGGGCAUCGCCUGGGCCUUUGGCGGCAUGAUCUUUGCGCUGGUCUAUUGCACCGCUGGGAUCUCAGGUGGCCAUAUCAACCCGGCGGUGACCUUCGGGUUGUUCCUGGCGAGGAAGCUCUCCCUCACCAGGGCUCUGUUCUACAUGGUGAUGCAGUGCCUGGGUGCCAUCUGCGGGGCUGGUGUGGUCAAGGGGUUCCAAAAGGGGCUCUAUGAGAACAACGGUGGUGGGGCAAACGUGGUGGCUCCUGGCUACACCAAGGGCGAUGGCUUGGGUGCUGAGAUCGUGGGCACCUUCAUCCUCGUCUACACUGUCUUCUCUGCCACUGAUGCCAAGAGGAGUGCUCGGGACUCUCAUGUGCCUAUCCUUGCUCCGCUGCCUAUUGGCUUUGCAGUGUUCCUGGUUCACCUGGCUACCAUCCCCAUCACUGGCACUGGUAUCAAUCCUGCCAGGAGUCUUGGAGCUGCAAUCAUCUACAACAAGGGCCAUGCUUGGGAUGACCAUUGGAUAUUCUGGGUUGGGCCAUUCAUUGGAGCUGCUCUUGCUGCCUUGUACCACCAGGUAGUCAUCAGGGCAAUCCCAUUCAAGAGCAGGUCAUGAGCUUCCUGAAAAGAUGAUGUGGUUUCUGUCAUGUCUCUCUGUCUCUGUCAAUGUGUUGCAGCACUGUGGUUGUCUUAAAUGUGUGAACUGGACAUUGCUAUAUUGUUGUUGCUGUACUCAAGUGUAUUUCUGGCAGAUUCCUAAUCUUC